This is a messenger RNA of Apiotrichum porosum, 2724 nucleotides long. RefSeq lists its product as uncharacterized. Bases 1 to 2724 code for a protein of 907 amino acids. The transcript has a single exon. Lineage: Eukaryota; Fungi; Basidiomycota; Tremellomycetes; Trichosporonales; Trichosporonaceae. The record is from RefSeq and is a predicted model, not a curated record.
AUGCCGCCACCCGGCCCCACCGGACCGUCACCGCCCGUGGGAGGCGGGGCGGCGGGUUCGGUCCCAUCACCAUCAUCCUUAUUAUCGGCGCCAGACUCAGCCAACGCGCGGGUACUGCUGCGCUCACUUGAAGACUUGCGCGAUGCUCUGUCUGCGCGCGUCGACCAGCUCACAGUCGCUGUCGAGCGUCUUCGUGGACAGGCAAGCGAGUUAGACCGAGCAGUCUCGGCGGGCUCGCCCCUUACUCCAGGCUUCGGACGCCCAACAACGGUUGGAAGCUUCGACAACAUUGGUCCCCUUUUACUCCCCCGUCCUUAUGUCUCGGUCCCACCACGUCGACGGUCUGUUAUCCCCCGAAGCAACGCUACUCCUGGACCUGACCGCACUCGCGAUACGGGCCGUGAGACACUCUCCGCGCGCUUGUCGACUUGGCGCCAGCACAUCAACUCUGCCGAACAACGCAGGCCUCCGACGACUACACCUCCACCGAUUCCACCUGGCGAUCAGUCUGGACCAUCGCCUUCGUCUACGACCAUGAGGGGUGGAUUUGCACCCACCAACCUCGACGCGAUUGCAAGACAGCCCAAGCCCGUCAUAGUGCGGUCGCCGGCGGCCUCGGCGGAGCCCGACGAACAGACAACGCCCGUGGUUCGCACAGUUCCCGUGCCUCCUGAAGUGCCUGCGGUUGAUGAGGCAGAGGCUCCUCCUCCCGACGACUCAUCACCACCGCCAGACACACCUUCGUCGUCGCAGUUGGAGACGAUCAACGUGCAUGCAAACAGGACUUUUGGUUCAGACGAGGACCUUUACACUUCACCUCUCGACAAUCCAGCUCGCGACGUGCCAGACGUUCCAGAUGAAGAAGCGGCUCCACCGCCACCACGGCCAACUCAUCGUCCCGACUCGUGGGCUCGAGCUGUCGCCGCUGGCAUGACAACCAGGGGUCUGAUGGUCCAUGAACGGCAGGGGCUCUCGUUGAUCAACAACAGAGUUCCAGCGGAUAACCCAACAGCAGUUGAAGACCCAACCCCUGAACCAUCUCCCCGUGAUGCGCUCGACCGCGACAUACACGCCCUCCAGCACCGUCUCGACGAAACCCAACGCGAGUGGUACAAUGCUUGGGAUCUCGAGCGCAGCAGUGCCAUCAUUCACAGCCGUGUUCCCAACCAGUAUAGCACCGUCCGUGCCGAUGCCAUGCGUCGGCAUGUGGAGAACUCGCAUAGGCUCUGGACGCUAAUGUCCCGCCGUGCCCAGCAGUACGGCCCGCCGGAACCAUUGGAUGCCAAUGGGCAGCGCCGCCCCGUUGCCGCCAUGCGUCAUAUCCUUCUCACGUCGCCCUCUUUCCUUCGUCCGCCUGGGUACUACCGUCCUCGACCCCCGCGUCGUGCCAAUGCCCCAAGCCUCUUGGAGCCCCAGCCGUCGUCCCCAGCUGACGAAUCUGCUGUCCAAGACAUGGAGCGAGUCUGGAUCCAGCGCAUCCAACGCGAGCGGGCUGGUGACCCGCUGGAGCGCAGCCCCGACCAGUUUGAGUACGAGUACUAUCGCGACUUUAUCUACGAUGACCGCCGUCGCCGUCAUGCCGUACCAACGACAAGCCUCCCUCCCAACGCACCCGAGUCGUCCGCCUCUUCUAGCUCGGCGACGGACGACACUGAGGAUUCGUGGCCCGCUCGUCGCCUGGAGCUGCUCGGUGGCCUUGUUCGCACCCAAUCGCGUCCAGAAGUGGCCCCCACGUUACCUCCUGUCCACAGACCCACAAGACUUGAAACGCUUCUGGGGCGGGACGGGCCAGCCCCAGGAUCGCUCCCAUCGGCCCCACAGGAAGAGUACUGGGUGGCCCAUCGCCGGCAGUUGCUCGAGUUCAUCGAGCAGUCCCGUGGACGCGUGCACGAGAUGGCCCGUGAGCUCAGUCCUCACGUCCUCGCCGAGGAGAGACCGGGCAUGCGCCGCGUCCUCAUGGGCAUUGAGCGUAUGCUCGCAACUCCCGACAUGCCCCUCGACAUGCGUACCCGUUUCGAACGUCUUGCUCAGCGCGAGCGCGACGUGUUGCGUGAGGUCGAUGCGGCAGCGCGUGUGGAGAGUGCCCGUCCCGCUGUGGAUCGCCAGCGUCCUGCCAUGGUUCUUGAGCGUAUUGAGCGGACACGUGCUCGAGUCCGUGAACUGUCGCGUCUGCAUGACGACCUCGCCACCGUUCGCGCCGGCAUCGGUCUCGGCCGCCCCAUGAGCCGCCGUGCUUCGGACGCUGACACCGUCGUUCCAUCCACGUUUACUGUUGGUGACCUCGAGUUUGACGUUGAUAUCCCACCGCUCUCGCCGAUGACUCCUCCAUCGCUGCUGCCAGAGUUCAGCGAGAGGCGUCUGCCACCUAUUCCACCCCUGCCGGCCCGUCUUAUGCAAGACAACGCUCCCGAGCGUGUCGACACGCCCACCGACGUUGCGGCUGAGAGAUCUCCCGCUGCUCCCGACCUCGCAGAGCUGGAGCUACCUCCAACCCAACCCGCUUCUCCCUCUGUAUCCGAGCCUCUGUCCUUGGAACCGUCCGUCGCCGAGUCUUCAACCUCGUCAUCAGACUCUCACCGCGCCACCUCGUCUCACAUUAUCGAAGAAAGCAACGCCACGGCCACAAAGGAGACGGGCGAACUCGGUGCUGACAGCUGGCCUGUACCUCGCACAACGACUGCUCGCCGUCCUCCUCGUCCCUAUGUUAGCCUCCUCGAUCUCUAA